Danio rerio (zebrafish) is the source of this 3398-nucleotide messenger RNA. The record is from RefSeq and is a predicted model, not a curated record. NCBI's taxonomy places the organism in Eukaryota, Metazoa, Chordata, Actinopteri, Cypriniformes, Danionidae.
UGUGUGGUGUAUAAAAACAGCAGCUCAGCUGGAUUUUCAGGCUGGUUCACUGUCGUUACACCUCAAACAUCAGCUGAUUCGCCUUCAGAGGGUUAAAAUGAAAAGGAACAGCGUUUAUAGGUUUUUAUCAGUCUUCUCGUGUCUGCUUGUGUGCGUUUUCCUGUUCUUUUGGGGUUUUGCCUUUUAUUCGAUGGUUUUGGCACCAUAGGACUCUUAAUGGACUCCUUCAGAAACAACAUACGAUAUUUCGACACACACUUAAACAACUGAACGACUAAUUAAUGUGAUUUAAUAAUAUUUGCGCAUCGUUUAUGAUCGCGUUUAUAAUUAAACACCAUAGUAAACGCGCGCGUGUGUGCUAACACUGCUAACAGCAUUUGUAAAGAUGUCAACACGUUGAACGUACAGCAUUUCCAAUUCGAACAUUAGCAAAAACUGCACCACGUCUUUAAUUCUGUAGCUUAUUCGCUUAUUUAAUUAAUUCUUAAAUCAUUUGUGAAACGAUAGCUCCGUUCUAUUCCAAAACAAACCGACUGCGCAUGCGUGCAGCAUGACUGUGGUCACAUGACGCCAACAAGGAAGUGUUUGACUGUGUGUGAGGACUCCUAACAUCAUCUCGAUGGCGGAAUCCAGUCUGAAGCUUCAGUUCGCCCCGUUCUGCAGUGCUCUGGAGGCCGGAUUCUGGCAUCAGCUCACACAGAAGAAACUCAACGAGUACCGCUUAGACGAAAGUCCAAAAAACAUCAAGGGAUAUUACUAUAACGGUGAUGCUGUUGGUCUGCCGGCGCGCUUGACACUGGAGUUCAGCGCAUUUGAUGCGGAUGGACCCACGCCGGCGCGCUGCUGUCCCGCAUCAGGAACUCUGUACAACACAAACACACUCGAAGCCUUCAAAUCCACCGACAAAAAAGCCCUGCUGGACAAAGCAGCCAAUGAGAUCUGGAGCGCUAUUCAGUCCGGCGCUGCUCUCGAAGACUCUUCAAUCCUCAACAAGUUCAUCCUCUUGACAUUUGCGGAUCUGAAGAAAUAUCACUUCUAUUAUUGGUUCUGCUUUCCUGCGCUCUGCUUUGUGGAGGGCAUCCAGCUGCUGCGCGCGCCGCUGUCAUUAGAGCAGCAUUUCUCUGACAAACAGAUAUCGAGUUUGCAAUCGGCGUAUGAUAAUCUCUGUGCCUCCAGCGGAACGACGGCAGUCCCGCAUUUUCUGCUGAAAUACUCUGAGGAAAGUGUUGAAGUGGCUCCUCUGAAAGAGCUGAACUCCUUCUUCCCGGACCUAAAGAGGGUGGCUGUGGGUGUGUACGACCCAUGCACGCUACCUCAGCAUCCCGGAUGGCCUCUCAGAAACCUCCUCGUCCUCCUCGCUAAAAAGUGGGCUUCACAGCUGGAUGUUGUGGAGGUUCUGUGCUUCAGAGACCGGACUCUCCAAGGCGUUCGCUCCGUCCAGCACAGCAUCAUCUUUCAGCUCAGACUCUCAGACCCGGCGCCUUCUGCAGGAAUCGUCUGUGGACCUGAACCUGAAGCUGAUGCGCUGGAGGCUGGUGCCGGCUCUGGAUCUGGAGAAAGUGGUGUCUACGAGGUGUUUACUGCUGGGAGCCGGAACACUGGGCUGCAAUGUGGCCAGAACACUGAUGGGCUGGGGUGUGCGGCACAUCACGUUUGUGGACAACGCAAAGAUCUCGUACUCAAACCCGGUGCGGCAGCCGCUCUACGAGUUUGAAGACUGUCUGAGAGGAAAGUCUAAAGCGCUCGCCGCCGUGGACAGACUCAAGAAGAUCUUUCCUGGAGUGAAUGCAGAAGGCUUCAACAUGAGCAUCCCGAUGCCCGGACACCCUGUCAACUUCUCAGAUCUGACCGUAGCUCAAGCGCAGCAGGACGUGGAGCAGCUGAAAAAACUCAUUUCUGAACACGAUGUGGUUUUUCUGCUGAUGGACACCAGAGAGAGCCGCUGGCUGCCCACCGUCAUCGCUGCCAGCCAGAGAAAGUUAAUAGUAAACGCUGCUCUGGGAUUCGACACAUUUGUGGUAAUGAGACACGGCCUGAAGAAACCCAGAGAGUCUGAAGAGUCCAGUCCGAUGUCUGCAUCUUCCAGCUCCUCGUCUUCCAACACACCGGCCGCCACUGUUACUGCAGGAUCCUCUCUGUUCUCCAACAUCCCCGGUCACCGUCUCGGCUGUUACUUCUGCAAUGAUGUGGUGGCUCCUGGAGACUCCACCAGAGACCGGACUCUGGACCAGCAGUGUACAGUGAGCCGCCCGGGUCUGGCCAUGAUUGCUGGAGCUCUGGCUGUGGAGCUGAUGGUGUCUGUACUGCAGCAUCCAGAAGGGGGUUAUGCAGUGGCCAGCAGCAGUGACGAUCGCAUGAAUGAACCUCCGACCUCUCUGGGUCUCGUCCCUCAUCAGGUUCUGGAGAACUACGAGCGAGAAGGUUUCCAAUUUCUAGCGAAGGUCUUCAACUCGUCCCAUUCCUUCCUGGAGGAUCUGACCGGCUUAACCUUACUCCAUCAGGAAACACAGGCCGCUGAGAUCUGGGACAUGAGUGACGACGAGAGCAUCUGAACGUCUUCAUCUGUGCGUUCACAUGCUGAAACAGCUCAGAGACUGCUGGAAAUGUUGAUCUGAAGCUUCACGUUACUCCUGAGUCUCCAUCAGACACACAGCAUCAUCUGUAUUAAACGUCCAUAUAUAUAUACACACACAUGUAUUCUGUUUUUCACCCGUCAUUCCAAAGAAGUUUUCAAAACACAGAUUAUUCUUAUAUUAUUUGUUAUUUAAUGAAAGCGAAGACUGUUGAUUCAUUCCAGCAAAACCCUUAAACCUCCAUGAAGACAUCGUAACAGUAAAUCUGUCCAGUGUGUGGAUCCUUCAUCUGAAGAUCUCCACUGCUAAAACAAAGCUUUUCUCAGAGUUUGUGUCUCGUUUCUCAUCGAAAUAUUCUUAAAUCAAGAAGCAUUUUCUAGACACGUGGGCUUCUUUUUUCUGCCAGUGGUGGUUGAUGAAAUGAAGCUGUUUUUGUUUUGAUGUUACUCAUUGAUUUUACUCGCCUCUUUAGAUUAUUUUGAGGGAAAAACUCAAUUCAUUUUGACUCAAAAUGACACAACAUUUUUUUUUUGCUCGUCUAGAACAUGCUUAAGUAUUUUGAGAUAUUUGGACUUGAAACAAGACAAACUCUACAUAAUAAAAGCAUUUCUGCAGUGUCAUUUAAGCUUCUAUUAAAUGUACUUCUAAACAUGAAUCAGCAGACACGAGCUGCAACUCUUAGACUCUCUAAAAGGCUGAAUUUCACUGGCCUGAAUGACCAUAACAACAACAUGCUGAUGUGUGUGUGAGUGUGUGUCUUCACUGUCUGCUUUCAUGGCUUUUUUUUUUGUCCGUUCUGAUAAUAAAACUGAAGCUUCACACAGC